CCUGGAAAAAGCGAUUGAAAGCGAGACCCUCGACGUACGAUACAGGGGAGUAAGGCUCAGUCGUAGCAGCACUGUUAGCUAUAUCCGAGAGUGAUAUUUGAGCAUCGGGUGUUGUCUGAGCGGCGGCGAAGGCGAUAAUCCCAAGCCAAAUGGUAAUAGAAGACUUCAUUCUGACUUUUUGACUCUGCACCGUGAAGAGGCACCAAGAGAUGUUCGCGGGUCUGAUUGCGAAAUCAGCCAGGGCGUCGGUCGCUUAAGACAAGCUGCAAGGGGUACCCUGGGAGUCGACUCGAUCUAUCUAGCACGCACCAGUCUCGAAGUACCCAGUAGACCAAAGACUGCAUUCCUUGUAUCUGCUGUUUUCGAUCAAGCCGUAACCCCUCCUGGCUAAUUAUUCGAGUCGUAGAUGAGGGGGCCAUUGCGACUAGAAGGGUCGAUGAUCAGCGUGCCACACGGAUGAUUUGCGGGCUGAGAGAGGACCAGAAACCAAGCCGCCAGCUUGGGCAAAGCUUGUCCAAUUCUCAAAGUGACUGCUGCACGUGCCCACAUAACUGGACCAGUGUUUCUAACAACCCUGGGGGUUGCGGGGGGUCUGGAAUCCCAAUCUGGUUUUGGCGGUUCGGAGAAAUUGUCCUCCUUCGGCGACGGAGUAUAUCCAAGUACUACUUAGUAGCCUUGGAGAAUGGUAGGCAAACCGUAAGUAAUCAUGAUUGAUAUGAUGAUGAGUAAUAUGCAAGUGAAAGAUACAGGGAAACGUUUGUUCCUUGCGUCUUUUCUUGGUCUCCGGACAGUUGGAAUCAUGUCAAGCAACGAAGGCAAAUAAGCUAUUGUCAGAGAGCAUUUCUUCAGAGUAAGCAGGAGCAGUGCGGACUGAUUAAUAAUACUUUGUCGGCUUAACCGGAAAAGCUUCCAAGCUCAUAUUGAUACGCUCUUGAAGCGCUGAAAAUAUCCUUGCUGUUCUUGAUUUCGUUAAAUGGUGGCAUAAAAAUGCUUGUGCAUAUUCUUACAAAGCAGCACAAGUCACGUUGAGAUGGUGAACCUCGGCUGUUUGCGGUCCAAUCUGGGGAACCGGCCGGCGCUCCAGCGGCUGGCCCAUAACACGGUCUAACAUCGUCUUCAAGUUGCCAGCACUUUCAUACCAUCGCAUGAUGAUCCGACGAUGAGCUCGACGAACUUUGCUGCUGCCCAAGAGCGCGUUUUAGAGCGCCGUCGACGGCGCGAGGCCGAAGCCCAACAACGGCUUGCACAGCAACAACGGACCUCUGUUAUCAACCAUCCGGCCCUGAAACGACUUCCCUAUCCUUUGAGUACUCUACCCCAAUCAGGCCUCUGGUUAUGGAAUGCAAUAAGCGGCCGUGAAGGCAUAAGGCCUGCCUUUCGCGUUGGCCAGGUUGAUGCGGAAUUGUUGGAUGAGGAGUUGCUGGGUCUGCUGAAGGGGCAGGUUGGGGAUGCCUUGAAGUAUUUCGGGCCUCAUUUGCGCGAAGACUGGUCACAUGAAGUUCAGCUCCUUCUCCGUGCAAUUCUUUUCAAGCUCUCAAUAUGGGACCAUGAUGCUUCCUACGGCGCGGCGCUCCAAAGCCUGAAAUACAUCGACAGUCGCAGUAAAGGACCGGUACAUUCUACACCAACGAAAGUACAAAAAUCGCUAUAUGGCCUUUUAACUGUGGGUGGUCGCUACGCCUGGGACAAAUGGGAAGACUGGCUCGUUGCUCAGGAAGGUGGAUAUGAGGAGCCAUCCCAAGAAGUCCGAUCACUUUCUCGACUGAGAAACUUCCUCUCUACGACACACUCCAUUGCAGCCUUUAUCUCCUUUCUCGUCUUCCUUGUAAACGGCCGUUAUCGAACAUUGGUCGACCGUCUCCUCCGCAUGCGCCUCACCCCACCCUCUGCGCAAGCAAGCCGUGAAGUGUCCUUCGAAUACCUAAACCGCCAACUGGUCUGGCACGCAUUCACAGAAUUUCUCCUCUUCCUCCUCCCUCUGGUCGGGAUCAGUCGCUGGCGCCGAUGGGUAUCACGGGCAUGGCGUAAAACAGCAUCCGCGCUCAGGUCUAGCACCAGCACAGAAGACGACUACCAGACGGUAAAGCAGGGAGAACUCGCGUUCUUACCGGAGCGCACAUGUGCAAUCUGCUACAAAGAUACCAAUGAGAACGGGGCAACAGAAGGCGAGGUCAUGGCUUCGUCAGGUGGAAUCAUUGGAUCUGCGCAGACGGAUAUCACGAACCCGUACGAGACGAUACCAUGCGGCUGUGUAUAUUGCUUCGUUUGUAUAGUUCAGAAACUUGAGGGUGAAGAAGGUGAAGGCUGGGUCUGCCUGCGCUGCGGCGAGAUUGUGAAAAAAUGCAAGCCUUGGAAUGGAGAUGUACUCGAGGAGACUCCGCGACAGUCCACAUCGGGUAAAAUCGUUGGGUUUGCAAUGGAUGACGCUAUCAGUGUCAGCUCAGAACCGACAUACGAGAAUACCGUGGACGAGAGAUGAUUGGCAAUCAAAGCGAAAGCUGUAUGGGAUCAAGCUGUAGAGCAGAGCACUUCUUAUAAUGACUGGCUUCGUUUGCCGGAUGACGAUGUAUAUAUUCUACUAGAACUAUUACCUACCCAGGUUCCCAUCUCGACUCGGUCGAGUGAUCGACCGAGGCUGUUGCUCCUUCCUUUUCUGCAACGAUAACAAAGCUCCUCAGACAGUCACACUUUUCUUGAAAUUUUGAUGGAGGAACUCUGUGCAGGGACGUGCGAGAACUGGAAAGCGCGUUUCUCUGCCCGAGGACCUUCUAGGAAGGUGCGAGUAGGGAAGGUGCAAUGGUCGCGGCGUUGGUCGCGCCUUCCACACCUUGCAAGUAUACCAACAAGCUUUGAAUCAUGAAAAGGAAAGCGCGGACAUGGAUGGUGGUCUACCGCCCAACCAGUCAAACAGAGAGGUAAUUUGAUUACUCCAUGGCGCAGUUUCCCCGCAACGGACUCCUCGCCGACUAC
Molecule: messenger RNA, 2970 nt
Organism: Aspergillus calidoustus
Lineage: Eukaryota; Fungi; Ascomycota; Eurotiomycetes; Eurotiales; Aspergillaceae
Source: the annotation of a GenBank genome assembly